This is a messenger RNA of Lodderomyces oxycetoniae, 6882 nucleotides long. RefSeq names its product CCR4-NOT core subunit (gene CDC39). Gene Ontology annotation, molecular function: molecular adaptor activity. The coding region runs from base 1 to 6882 and encodes 2293 amino acids. NCBI's taxonomy places the organism in Eukaryota, Fungi, Ascomycota, Pichiomycetes, Serinales, Debaryomycetaceae. Gene Ontology annotation, biological process: nuclear-transcribed mRNA catabolic process, deadenylation-dependent decay; negative regulation of translation. Gene Ontology annotation, cellular component: CCR4-NOT core complex; P-body. The transcript has 2 exons. The record is from RefSeq and is a predicted model, not a curated record.
AUGCAUACUAUCGUGAUUUCUACUUCUUCUUCCUCAGAGAGCCCAAAGGGCAGCAAAAAAAUCCAAAGGCACCACCAGCUUCAAAAAAAACAACAACAACAACAGCAACAACUAAAAGAUCCCGAGCUAACUAAGGUGUUAAUCAAUCAGCUAUCGAUAUUACUCUCCACAGUAGAUUUUGCAACUGUUGAUUCGCAUUAUAAACAAAUUAGACACAUUUUACUGAGACAUAGCAGCAGCUCUAUUGUACGAAUCAACUAUUUUGAAAAACUCAUUAAUUUAAUCAGAUUUAGUGACCUAUCGAAAAGGGAAACAUUAACUCCAUUGGAACAGUUAUUUUCAAAAGAGCUCAAUUUUAUUGCAUUUGAUUUAAAAGAAGCAGAGACAUUUAUCCUUCAAUUAAACAAGCGGUUUAACUUUAAAAAUUCAGAUAGUAUCGUUGACUUUGUUAUCAAGUUUAAUUGCGACUUGAUCUUUUCAUUCAUUUUAUUAAUCAAUUAUAACAACGCAUCAACUUCUCAAGCUGCAAGAUCGUUUUUGAAAAACCAUUCUUUAGAAUUAUCAAAAUUGCUAAAAGAUCGAAGAUUCCCACCUGGUUACAAUUGGAGUUUACUUUUAGAAGCCAUUUUAAACACACCCUAUUUCCCAUUUUUGCACAAACUCUUAAUUUUAACCUCGCUUAAAGCUUUUAAACUAACUAUUGAACCUAUAAACAAGUUUUACCAAAACAUUUUGAAAAUGUCAUUUAAAGACUUGAUAUCAGAAGUUGGAAUUGAUAAUCUCAUUCCGGAAAAAUUAUUACCGGCACUAUUGCAAAUGAAACCAAAUGAAGUAGAUCAAGGUAUAGCAUUGAUCUUGUCGGAGUUUUUAAUCCCUGGGUCUCAAGGAAUUAACUACUCGACUCCUUCUCCUUCAUCUUCUCCAUCAUAUGGUCAAACUCUUGUUGAAGCAAAUGCUAAGGGUGCACAACUACAAGCAAGCUUCAGAGCAAUUGAACUACUGGGGAAAUUCAAUAUCAACUGGUACGAAGUGUUUAAUUAUGUUCACCAAUACUUGUUUGAUUCAAGUCAACGAAAUAUCCAACCUUCAUUGACAAGUUUAACUCAAUUUUUGUCUGCUUUGGAUUUUAAGCAGGAACCAAUAGACAUUUUUUUAAACUACGAAUGGUGGUUUGAUAGAACUUUGCUUUAUUUAUUACAAACAGCAGAGGCAUCGCAGGGUGCAUUUGAUAUAGCAUUGCUGAAAAACUUGGCAUUGUGUUUUGAUGAAGAUAAAGAUAAUGGCAAGGAAAAGGAUAAGGAUAAGGAAAAGGAUAAAGAAAAGGAAAAAACCGGUGCUCCAUCCAGCCAGCGUAGGAAUAUUUUGAAAUUUAUCAAUGUUGGAAAAUUGGAACUACAAGUUGUUAUGAAAAUCCAAUCGCCACAACAGCAACAGCAACAACAGCAUAUUCCACAAUCUGAACAAGAUUUCAAAAUUAACUCAUUUAUCAAUCAGAUUUUCGAACACGAUUAUAGAGUGUUUCCCGAAUAUGUUCUUGCUGCAGCUUUAGCCAUUAUUGAAAAACCCCCAUUUAUUAAUGAUUUGAUAGAUACUUUGUUUGGCUUGCUACUAGAUAGUGAUUCGCCUGCAUUGCCCAAAGUCAUACGAUUAUUUCUCGAAUCUGGUUUGGCAAGUACAAAGUUGGCAAACUAUUUAAAGAGUAGAAAUACAAUUGAGGCAGCAGAAGAAGUAGCCAAGGUGGCGUCAAUGUCAAUGUCAACAUCGCCAGGUCUUUUAUCAGAUGUGCUAAAUCAAACCUGGGUGUACGAUGUGAAGUCAGCAGUUAAAUUACUCGUGGAGACAACUUUUUACGAUUACGACUAUAAUGCUGAAUUGGAGGCAAAGUUGAAAGAUUCGCAAUUGAAAAAACAGGUGUAUGAUGCAUUACUUGAAGUUCUUAGUGAAAGAGCACAAAGGGAUUAUGAAACAUGUCAGCAACAACAACAGCAACAGCAACAGCAACAACAACAACAGCAACAACCAUAUCAAACCCCUCGGCAAGUGUUGAAAAUUGCAAUUGUAAGCACUUUACUAGAGAAAUUGAAAAAUAGUAAUGGUAUUGUAGAUUUGCAAAAAUUAAAGGAUUUGCAAAUUUUACUUUUGACAACGUAUCCGAGAUUAAUCAACUACGGUAAUGGCCACGAUGAAGUUAUACUUGCCAAUGAAGCCAAGUCAAGCUUUUUCCCACAAGAGGUUGAAUUGGAAAUGAAGGAAUAUUAUUCAAAAAUGUAUAGCAAGGCAAUGGAAAUUCCCGAAAUUGUUGAUAUACUAAUCAAGAUGAAAUCCAGCAAUGAUCCGCAUCAGCAAGAUGUAUUUGCUUGCAUGAUCCAUUCACUACUAGAUGAGUAUAAGUUCUUUGCAGAGUAUCCGCUAGCAGCGCUUGCAUCGACGUCAUUGUUAUUUGGGGCGCUCUUGGAAAAUGAUUUGAUUCACGGUACAACACUAACAGUUGCACUUAAUUUCAUUUUCGAAUCGUGUAACCAACCACCCGAAUCAAAGCUUUUCAAAUUUGCCGUUCAAUCAUUGUACAACUUCAAGUCGAAACUACAUGAGUACCCUAUAUAUUGUAAACAUUUAUUAGAAUGUCAAUCUUUGGCAACACAUGCAAAGAUGUACCAAGUUGUUAAAGAUGCAGCUAAUGGUAUUCCAUGCGGUGGUGCUCCUACUGGUGGUGCCACGCAAGCUUCAACGCCAGAUGUAGGAUCAAAGUAUCAAUCUAUCAAUUAUGUUGAGCAGGCUGUUGGUACGGUGCAGCAACAAGAGCCACCAGAGGAAAUUCGAGAUAAACUAUUAUUCUCAGUGAACAACAUGACUACGGAGAACUUGAGGCUAUCCGAGGUACGGGAUUCAUUGCAAGAGGCAUAUUUUGCAUGGUUUGCUGAAUACUUGGUGGCUGAUAGGGCCAAAGCAGAGCCAAACAACCAUGCAUUAUAUUCUGAUCUCGUAAAAUCCUUGGCUAACGCUGUGUUUUUUGAGUACAUUAUGAAUGUCACGAUAAAAGAAGUUUACUUUAUUAUCAAGAAUUUCAAAGACUCAAGAACCGAAAGAAACCAGUUGAAGAAUCUUGGUGCAUGGUUAGGUAGAAUCACAUUGGCUAACGAUAAGCCACUAAGGAGAGACUUGGUGGCAUUGAAGUUUUUAUUAGUGGAAGCCUAUGACUUUGAUACCUUAACCUUGAUUAUCCCAUUUGUGUGUAAGAUUUUGGACCAAGCACAAUAUUCUAAAGUGUUUAAGCCACCAAACCCAUGGGUUUUGGGGGUGAUGUCGGUUUUAGCUGAACUAUAUGAAUGUGCAGACUUGAAACUUAAUUUAAAGUUUGAAAUUGAAGUUUUGUUGAAUUCGUUCAAAAUGAAACUUUCUGAUCUUGAGCGGAGUAAAAUUAUUGAAAAUCAUAGUAAGGAUCCUAUUGUCUUGGCUACAACAUUUGGUCUUUUGCCUCAAGCUGGAAAUACCCAAUUAGCACAUGAAUUAUCACGGAUGAGUUUGGAAAAUGGACAAGGACUGAACCAAUUACCAGUCUUUCCUCCUCAAGGUGUUGAUAAACAGUAUAUACAGCAACAACAACAAUUACAACAACAAUUACAACAACAACAACAGCAGCAGCAACAACAGCAUCAACAGCAUCAACAACAACAACAUCAUCAGCAACAACAACAACAACAAUCGAUAUUACAACAGCCACAACCAACUUCUCUUCAUCUUCCACAACAUCAACAACAACAACAACAACAACAACAACAAUCCGAGUCUGGCUUGGAUACAAGUUUCAGUACACUUAUUGGUAAUUCCAUCUUCACUCAACACGCAAAUUUGAGAAGAGCCUUCCAAGCAUCAUUAUCUAGAGCGGUAAGAGAGUGUGCUAUUCCGAUAAUGAACCGAGUUUCAGAAGCUGUGUUGAUUACCACUGAGUCCUUAAUCAAGAAGGAUUUUGCAACCGAAGGAGAUACUGAAAAAUUCAGAAGAAGUUAUCGUAGGUUAGCACAACAAUUAUCUCAUAGUAUGGUAUUAUGCAGUGGAAAAAAAUUGCUAGCAGAGACAAUUGAAGCUACAAUGUUACAACUUUUGGGUAAUAAUCCGAAUGAGAUUCCAAUGAUGGAAUUGAAUAAUGCCAUACAAGCCAACGUAGGCCUUUGUGUUGAUAUUGUCAACAAAAUUGCUGUAACUAAUGUCACUGACUUAAUUGAUGAAAGAAUGAGACCAUACAUCAUUAAUCGUGAACGUCAUAAUCCGGAUCAACCAUAUAUUGAAAAGGGUACUCCAGAGGCUUCUUUGAGAUUACCUGAACCUUUAGGAUUGAGCACAAGAGGUUUAAGUGCACAGCAAUUGAAGAUUUAUGAACAUUUCCUUGAAAUGGCUAAUGAUGAACGUGGCGGCGGAGUUGGUAGUGUCCACAUGAUUGCGCUGCUCCAGCCUCAACAACAACAACAGCAACAGCAGCAACAGCAACAACAACAACAACAACAACAACAGCAACAGCAACAGCUUCUUGUUCAUCAUCAUCAUUCACAAGCAGUUCAAAUGCAGCAGCAGCAACAGCAUAUGUCACUGCAAAUCACUCAGGAUUUCCCAUUACAUCAACAAGCAGCAAAUACCUUGCUACAAGAAGAUGUUGCAUCAUUGGAACAGUUGUUCACCAUGAUUACUCAAAAUUGCGAAAAGGCAAUUCAUUUACUUUCGGAAGUUCAUGAAACCAAAUUGGCUGAGUUACCGCCUAAUCAUCCAAUAAUGUCUGCUCUCACGCAGGCACUAGCUAUUGCACAAGCAAAUGCAAUCAAGUAUCCCGACUUGUUAUUGAAAGCUGCACAAUAUGCAGUGAAUUGUCUUUUUACGCAGGUUCAUGAAAAUCCAAUGAGCAACGAGAUUUAUGUUGUUAUGCUUGAUAAAUUAUGUGAAAACUCGCCAUCAACAGCAAAAGAUGUCACUUGGUGGUUGGUACAUUCGCAGGACCAAAGAAAGUUCAACAUGCCUGUUAUAUUGUCUCUUUUGAAAGUUCAAUUAAUUCAACCUAUUAAAUUGGACUCAUCAAUUGGUAACUUGAUUAGAGAAUCAAACAAUCCGGUUGUUGUUAAGUUUGGUGCGACCUUACUAUAUAAGAUAUUCACGGCUGAGGAUUUGGUUCGUCCUAUUGCUUUGAGGUCUGAGUUUGCCAAUACGUUGGAUGCGCUAUAUGAUUAUCGAAACUUGAAUCUUCAAGAUGAAGAGAACAAGCAGGCCAAAAAAGAGGUGGAUAAGUUAUUCGAUGCCCUCAAUAAUGCUGAUCCUGUGUCCAAUGAACUAUUUGCACAAUUGGGUUACGUAUUUGCUGAAUGGGUGAGAUUAUUAUCUCAUGGAAAUGAGGCCACUUUUAAAUCUCAAGAUGAGUUUAUUGCUGGGUUGAUUGAAUCAUGCAUCUUGACCGAUCCCGAGCAGUUUAAAUCUUUUUGGAAAGCAGCAAUAAAGAUCUCAACUGCUUUAUUCGGUACCGAGCACGAAUUGAGAAGCAGAACGCAACACGAAGCAUAUUUGUCCAUUGACAGUUUGGCGAUGUUGAUUGUUCGGGUUGUGUUAACUGUUGAAGAUGACGAGCAAGCAAUACUGUACUUGAAAAAGAUUAUUAGCAUUGUUGUGUUGAAUUUAGUAACUGACCACGAAGACACCAAAUCCAACUGGAACGAAAGAGUUUAUUUUAGAUUCUUUUCCUCGUUGUUGUCUGCAUGGAGCGAUGCUUCUAUUUUGGAUGAAGAAGCUACCAAGGACAUCGAUGCUCCAUUUUACGAAUUCUUGGGUGAAGUAUUCAAUUCCUUACAACCAAUUGUAAUUCCGGGAUUUACUUUUGCCUGGAUUUCCCUAAUAAGCCAUCGUAUCUUUUUGCCCAAGAUUUUGGAGUUGCCAGAUAGAGAGGGGUACACUGUUGCUGUCAAGUUGUUAACUGCAUUGUUGAAGUUUCAACAAACUUAUCAAAACAGAGGUAACAACCAUGAUGUAUUUAAUGUUACAUUCAAGGCCAUUAAUAGGAUUUUUGUAGGGUUGCUACACGAUUAUCCUGAGUUUUUAGUAGAGUGUCAUUAUCAAUUGGUUACCGCUACUCCAAGAGGAUACAUUCAGCUCAAGAAUAUUAUUUUAUCGGCAACACCUAAAUUGAUCACCGUGCGUGAUCCAUUUACUCAAGGCUUGAAAGUUGAGAGGUUGCCUGAAAUAAAUGAUGCACCUGUUGUAUUUUACAAACCAGUUGACGAUUUAGCAAAAGUUGGCUUGAAAAAACCAGUGGAGAAUUUCCUUCGGAUUCCUGCGCCGGGGUUGAUGAAGACAAUUUAUAAUGGCUUGAAACUAAACCACCCUUAUCAAACUGAUGAUUUUGGGUAUACUGAAACAAUCAGUUUCAACACGAAGCUUGUUAAUGCAUUAGUGCUCCAUUCUGGAAUGAGUGCUGUUGCUGAUAAGUCAACAACAACAACAACGCGUGGUUUUAACUCCAAGACGUCUCAAGUUGCUUUACUUGUUGAUUUGAUGAAUUACGGCUCGAAUGAAUUUAAGUAUUUAUUGAUCAACAGUAUUGCUAACCAAUUGAGGUACCCCAACAGUCACACGCAUUGGUUUAUUGGAAUAAUCUUACACUUUUUCAGCUCAAACACAUUAUGGGGCACACCUAAUAGUAAGCUCGUUGUACAAGAAAUAAUCACUCGCGUACUAUUAGAAAGAAGAAUUGUUAACAAGCCACACCCAUGGGGUUUGACUAUUGUGUUUACAGAGUUGGUCAAGAAUGAUAAUUUUGGGUUCUUUGAAUUACCAUUUGUGAAGAAUUCAAUUGAUGAAAUUAAGACAAUUUUUGAUACUUUAUCGUUAAACGUUAAAGGAUCGAAUUAA